Messenger RNA from Schistosoma rodhaini, 3390 nucleotides. NCBI's taxonomy places the organism in Eukaryota, Metazoa, Platyhelminthes, Trematoda, Strigeidida, Schistosomatidae. The record is from the annotation of a GenBank genome assembly.
UUCUUCUAUUCCGUCCUCAACCAUUUGAACCAUUUGAACCAUUUGAAGUCUCAAGGUUACCUGAAAAAGUGUUUUAUAAACAGCUGGAAUUUCCGGGGUAUUGGGUUGUGGUUCUUUUUUAUUUUCACUCGUAAAAACACUUGAGAAUGUUUAAAAUACACAAAAUUACAUCGAAAACUAAUUAAGACCAGCAGAUGUACGGGAAAACGCAGCUAACUGUAUUGUCUAAUCCACGGUAAAGUUAUCUCAUACGAAACUUUUCGAAAAUGUAACCCGUUUUAAAGAAAGUAGUUUAGAUCUUGUAUCAUUCAAAUGUGUAUCCUUAUCUGCUUGGCAACCGCCAAUUAUAUUUCGCAUAUGCGAAGUAUUUUUUUAGUUCGUCCAUGAAGUAUAUAAAAUAUUAUCCGAACUAUCUAUAUUCUGGAUUUACUGGGUAGUAAUUAUACUGAAUUUUCGUAUUCAUUGUUGUCUAUAUGUGCACGAAGUUAAUCAUAAGCAACAUGGUGACUGAAGUCUAUAUAUUUUUUCUUGCACGGGUAGCGUAUGUCUUGCUUUUCUGUAUCAAUAAUAUGGAGUGAUGUAAUCUGUUCAGCCGCUGCAUCGUUUGUUCUAGUUCCAACUCUAACCAGUAGUACAUAUUAUCACCCUUUGAAUUUCUGAUAUACUAUUCCCAAUAAGCAACACACGUUGCCUUCAACUGAAAUCCAGUCCUCUCAUUGCUUUAUGUAUAUCUGCAUGGCCAUGAGAAGCUACUGUAAAGUUUUUUGUAUAAAUCGUCCCAACAUUCCGCAUUGGUUAGAUGUUGAUUGACUUACCAUAUGUAUUUACUCCAUGCUGUUUUCGGUAACACAGUGGUUUAGGAUUUGUAAGUUUUGGCCACUGAAACGUAAGGCUGGAACACCAAAAACACGUUUUCUGGGGGCUGCGAAUAACAGUCCAUAAGCUCCAGUCGUAAACAUCGGUCGCACAUACAAAGAAGAGGCUAAUAGGGAGGGUUAGUAACAGGAAUAGAAACUAGACGACAAUAUGUUUGAUGCAACGGUUAGUAUUUAAAAUGAUUUGCGGACUGUUAUUAACUCGUGAUGGCUGACUAGGCGACAAAUAGUUUUUUAUUCGUGGAAGUUAAACAUGGAGUCGGGUUGUUUUUUGUAGUUUCAUUGACCUGUAUUCAUUUAUGCAAAGCGUGUUAGACAACUGUUCGAGUCUGAUCCAUCACGGCCUUUUCGUAUAUUGAGUCCACACAUAUGUGCUUUGUUUUUGAGUUACCAUGAGAAAUAUCACGAUAGGUAUAGUUAGGUUGUUGUAAAUGAAGCAUGUUUCAAAAUCUUUGGAAAAUAGCAUUACCAAUGGUGCUAUUUAUUGGUGAAAACCACCUGAUUAUUUUCGCAAUUUUAGUACAAUUAGCAGCAAAACCUAGACUUGGAAUUUACUGUAUUCCAUCAAAAUUCUCAAACUGACCCAAUUGAAAUAGAACAGCAGAAAAUAAGUGUUCCACUUCAUUUUCCACAAGAUUUUCAUCACAAUAAGCUAGUUUCAUGAUCGAACCGCUUUAAUAGCGUUGGUUACUAGAAAUAAUUUUAUCACUGAACAGUGACAUGAUCUUGUAGUCUAGUCAUUUAUAAUUUAUGGUCAGUGGGUUUAAUGAAACAUCGCACUAUCCUAGUUCUUAUUUUCAUGACAUUACACUAUUAUUCUAAACUGUCUUAGUAAUAUAAGUAAACGAAAAGACAUUAGUAAAACUAUGCAAUGUGGGUAAUCGUCUAUACGCUCUUUAUAGAUGUGAAUCUAUCUUGGUGUUUUUCUGUAGAUGAGUCGUCUAGAUGACUUCAGAGAAGAUUGUUUCAGAGCGCACAAUGAAAAAAGACUUCUUCAUGGUGUAUGUGCCUUACGACAUAGUCUCGCCUUGGAUAAAACGGCCCAGGAUUGGGCCCAAGCACUAUUGUCAGAAGAUGGGAUAAAAAAUAGCCCACUUUCUAGUCGAGGUGAAGUUGGUGAAAGUAUCAGUGUGCGCACAAGCACAGGAUCUCAUGUGGAUAUGCAAGGUCAUGAAGUCGUAAAUACAUGGCAUUCAGAUGCCGAAAAUUAUAAUUAUGAAAACGGUAAAGGACCUGCAGGUAACUUUACACAACUGGUAUGGAGUUCAACCCGUGAAGUUGGCUUCGGUAAAGCCUGUGGUCCUGGAAAGUGUGUCGUUGUAGCGCACUAUCGUCCUCCAGGAAAUGUACUAGGUCGUUACUUGGAGAAUGUUUUUCGUCCAAAAAAGUCAGUGAAGGAUGUUAAACAACCAAUACGCAACACAUUUGCUUUAAAUAAUGAUACCCCAAAGACAGUUAUUACUGAAACACUGACAGAAAGUGAUGGGAAACAGUACAGUGUUCGAAGGGAGAUCUCUGACUUGACUGAUGAUAAAGGAAAGACAAGGCGAUGUAUUAACGAAGUCUAUACAGAUGCUUGUAAAGAGCAGAAAAAAGCGGAAUCAAGUAUCUCACCAGACGGCCAUUUAGUUGAUAAUAGCAAGAAACUCCAAGAAUCUAUUUACUUAGUUGUUCAACUUCAUAAUCAAUAUCGUAGUCAACAUGGUUCCAAUCCUCUAGUACUUGAUCAAAAUCUUUCGAAUAUGGCACAACAAUGGGCUGAUCAUUUGCUUCAACAAUCUCAUUUGUCCAAUAGUGGAUAUGCUUAUCGUGGUAUGAAAGUCGGUGAAAAUUUGGGAAGUCGCUGGUCGAAUGGACCAAUGGAACUUAAUUGUAAAGACCUAAUUGAACAUUGGUAUCAAGAAUCGGAAAAAUAUAAGUUUAACUCUGAGCCGGAUAGUAUUCAAGGCAUAGGUAAUUUCACUCAAAUAGUAUGGUCAAGUUCUGAAAGGAUUGGAGUUGGUAUUGCAAUUCAAUCCUACAAAUCAGGAGAGGAUUUGCAUAAAGAUUCAAAAAUGAUUUUAGUUUGUUUAUAUCAUCCUCCAGGGAAUGUGAUUAGUCAAUUUCAAAAUAAUGUUAAAAAAGCUAUCAAGUAAAAUACAGGUGCAUAAUUUGAACAGUUAAUGAACAAAUAUAUCUCAUUGCAUGCUGCUAUUCUCCAAAAAACCUUUUUUGAAUUCAUAAUAUUUUUUAUUUCUUGUUAUCAUGUUUCUUCAAAAAGUUAUUUUAUGCACCAUCUAGAUAAUUUUGAUAAUCUUUUUGUUUUAUUCAUUUUAAUCUUAUACUACUUGAAAUGUAUCAGUGAUUUUUUUGAUUAUUCUAAACAUUGAAUAUUAGAUAAAUUAAUAUACUUGUAAAACAGUAAUUUCCCUUUACAUCGGUUUCUAGAUGAUAAAUCUUUAAACUAUCGUUUUCAAUAUAUAAAAACAAUUCGCUUGAAUUUACUAAUAACCAAUUAUACUUCAUUGAAGUUCAA